Brassica oleracea var. oleracea is the source of this 612-nucleotide messenger RNA. RefSeq lists its product as uncharacterized. The transcript has a single exon. Gene Ontology annotation, molecular function: RNA-DNA hybrid ribonuclease activity; nucleic acid binding. The record is from RefSeq and is a predicted model, not a curated record. Bases 1 to 612 code for a protein of 203 amino acids. NCBI's taxonomy places the organism in Eukaryota, Viridiplantae, Streptophyta, Magnoliopsida, Brassicales, Brassicaceae.
AUGACAAACACAGAACCGGACUCAACCUGGAUCCUUCACGUCGACGGAUCAUCGUCCAAACAAGGAUCCGGGAUCGGAAUCCGGCUCACGUCUCCGACCGGCGAAGUCUUGGAACAGUCGUGCCGAUUGGAAUUCCAUGCGUCGAACAACGAGGCCGAAUAUGAAGCACUCGUCGCAGGAUUACGAUUAGCCCAUGGGCUUAAGAUCCGCAACAUUCACGCUUACUGUGACUCUCAGUUAGUCGCAAAUCAGUACAGCGGAGAAUACGAAGCGAGGGACGACAGAAUGGAUGCAUAUCUAAAACUCAUCCAAGACCUCUCCCGAGACUGCAACCACUCCGCCCUCACUAGGAUUCCUCGCUCGGAAAACACUCAGGCGGAUGCCUUGGCCGCACUCGCAUCAAGUUCGGAUUCUGGACUAAGACGAGUAAUCCCCGUCGAGUUCAUCGAACAGCCAAACAUCGGACCACCAGUGGUCGCCAAUCUGAUUCGAGCACAAAUCGAAAAUGCGGAGGAAGUCGAAGACCCACCAGAAGAAAAUGUGGAUCAGUCAGAAUACGGCUGCGACAGCCUAUGGCUAGAGCCAAUCCGAGCAUACAUAAUCAACAGAUAG